Molecule: messenger RNA, 1238 nt
Organism: Chironomus riparius
Lineage: Eukaryota; Metazoa; Arthropoda; Insecta; Diptera; Chironomidae
Source: the annotation of a GenBank genome assembly
GAAAAAGAGUCAAAACAUGCUCAGAAACUUACCAAACUUAUUUAAUGCAAUUAAUUUAAGUAAUCAAGUGCGACAGAAUGUAAGGACAUUGUAUGUGAGUGCUACAAAUGAGGCGGCACGUAAAGGAACUCGCGAGAAGGCUCGCAAGAAGAAAGUAAAGGUAGAAAUUAAGAAAGUUGGAUUCAUUCCGCAUAAUUUGAGAAAAAAAGUUAAAAUAGAGAUAAAUAAGCAUGUUGAUGAUUCGUGGAAGCCAACAUCUUCAGAUGAUGUCUGGAUCGGCAAAUAUUGUCAAUAUCCUGUAUUUACAGUACAAGAAGCUGUAAAGUUCCAUCGUGAAACUCAUCAUCCAACAAUGUAUAAUGUCCCAAAUGCUGCAAUUAUAGCUGAAAUUGAAAUAAACAUGCAAGGCGAUAAGCCCACAAGAUUCGUUGAGAAUUUCCAUCGAAUGGCACCAAUUAAUCAUAAAUUUGAUCACGGCGAGGAACGAUCGAUUUUGGUGCUGACAAAAGGGCAGGAAAACAUUGAUAUAGCAAAAAAAGCUGGUGCUACAUUAGUCGGUGAUGUUGGAUUAAUUAAAAGUAUUCAGAAUGGAGAUCUUUCAAUCCAAGAAUAUCAAUAUAUUAUAGCACAUAAUAACAUUCUGGCUGAUUUGGUCCAUGUUAGAGGUCUCAUGAAGAGACGCUUUCCAAAUCCAAAGAGUGGUACAUUAGGAAGCGAUUUAGAAGAAAUGAUACAGAAAUUCGUGAACGGAAUAACUUACAGUGCAUUAAAAGAUGAAAAUCAGCAGAAUUUUGCACAAAUUACAGCUCAAUUUGGUACAUUGGAUAUGGAUGAGAAGCAUUUAGAAGAUAAUUUAGCUCAGCUAUUAAAGGAUAUCAAUACAAAUAGACCGAAACGAGAAGGGAAAUUCAUCACUCGAGUCUUCCUUAAAAGUCCACCAUCGAAUGAGACAUUGAAAAUUAAUCCAUUCGAGUACGUGCCGGAAGAACAAACAUUCACAUCGAAAAAGAAACCUGCUGUGUUGGCAGAAGAGGAACAUGAGGAAUCAGCAGAUGCUGAUGAUGAUAACAACGAAAAGGAGAAGAAGGAAGCCGUUAAUUAAUUUCUAAUGAUUUCAUUUGUCUUCUUUUCCUUGUUGUCGUCUCAUCUUUAGACACUGAACCAUCAAUUAGUUUUAGUUUGAAAUAAAGAAAAAAAAAAGGUUUUUAAAAUAAAAACUGAUGACAUUGCACAUCAAA